This is a messenger RNA of Anoplophora glabripennis (Asian longhorned beetle), 1729 nucleotides long. RefSeq names its product HIV Tat-specific factor 1 homolog (gene barc). Lineage: Eukaryota; Metazoa; Arthropoda; Insecta; Coleoptera; Cerambycidae. The record is from RefSeq and is a predicted model, not a curated record. Gene Ontology annotation, biological process: mRNA splicing, via spliceosome. Gene Ontology annotation, molecular function: RNA binding. Gene Ontology annotation, cellular component: U2 snRNP; U2-type spliceosomal complex. The transcript is spliced from 2 exons. The coding region runs from base 92 to 1552 and encodes 486 amino acids.
ACUAUUAUAAACUAAAACUACCACUUGUACUAGAAUUUGUACAUAUUCAGAUUUAAUGUUUUUUUUUGUUUUAAAAAAUUAUUUAUGAGCUAUGAGCAUAAAAAUGAGUGAAAACUCCGAAAUUCUUUGCACGGAUGGCGCUUCGUUAGUUAAUGUAAACGAAAGGAAUAACCAGAAAUCUGUAGAUGAAGCAAUAGGAGAAAGUAAACAAAAAGACAAUUUAAAAAACGAGAAUGGAAACGAGUGCGGUAAACCAUCAAAGGUAGAAGACGAACGUUCUUCAAAUAAACAAAACGAGACUCCAACCAAUGAUUCUAAUUCUUAUAAUCCAAAAGACGUUCAUUACGAAGGAGAUGUUGCUAUAUAUACUGAGCCGGGUACAAAUACUCAGUACCAAUGGGAUAAUGAAAGGAAAGAGUGGACUCCAAGAAAUAACAUCGUUUAUGGUUUUGAGGAUGAUACCCAUGUUUACACAGACAGUGAUGGAAUGAAGUAUUUUUGGGAUAAGGAAAAAACUGCUUGGUUUCCUAAAGUCGAUGAAGACUUCAUGGCUAGAUAUCAAAUGAGUUAUGGUUUUGUAGAUAAUACCAAAAUAGAAGUUAAGAAGCCGCCAGACGACAAAGUGCAACCACAAGAUCCAAAAAAAGUUAAAGGCGAGAAGAGAAAAGCCUCUGAACCUACAUGGUUCGAAAUAGACGAGAAUCAAAAUACAAACGUGUAUGUGUCUCAUUUACCUAUAGAUAUCGAAGAACAGGAAUUCGUGGACCUGAUGCAGAAAUGUGGCCUGGUAAUGAGAGACCCCCAGUCCGGAAAUUUCAAGGUAAAACUGUACAAAGAGCCGGGCACGGAUAUUAUCAAAGGUGAUGCUCUCUGCACUUACAUCAAAAUCGAGUCGGUCGAUCUAGCUCUCAAACUGCUUGACGGUUACGAUUACAGGGGUCACAAAAUCAAAGUGGAAAAGGCAAAGUUUCAACUAAAAGGCACGUACGAUCCUAAACUAAAACCUAAAAUGAAAAAGAAGAAAGAUAAACUGAAAAUGAAGAAAGCGCAAGAAAAACUAUUCGAUUGGAGACCCGAGAAGAAAAUCGGUGAAAGGGCAAAACACGAGAGAGUAGUUAUAGUGAAGAACUUGUUCGACCCCUCUAUUUUCGAUACGGACGUGAGUCUUAUCUUGGAAUUCCAACAGGACUUACGGGAGGAAUGUUCCAAACUGGGAGAGGUGCGGAAAGUGCUUCUCUACGACAGGCAUCCAGAAGGAAUAGCUCAGAUUAAUAUGGGUUGUCCCGAAGAGGCAGACCAGGUGGUAGAACUAUUAAACGGUAGAUGGUUUAUGAAGAGACAGUUAUCGGCAGAGAUUUGGGAUGGCAGGACUAAAUACAAGGUAGCAGAAACAGAUUCUCAAAUUACGCAAAGGAUAGAUAAAUGGGACAAGUUCCUCGAGGGCGGAGAAGAACAGAAAAAUGAUAAGGUGAUACAAAAUGAUGACGAUGAGGGAAGCACACUCGAAGCGAACACAAGAAAUGGAGAAAAUGUUAAGGAAGAGUGUUUAUAAAUUGACUUUAAAAAUUAAAAUGUAAACUAAUAUUCUCUACAAAAUAAUUGAACAUUGUCUUGGGAAUCCCCAUAACUCUAGGUUUUAGAUGUAUUCAUUAAUAUUGUUAUUUGGUGAAAUUCAUUUGGGAAUAAAACCAUUAAAAAUAGUAUGUACAUAGUGUUGUAUAAAAUAAAA